CUCGUAGUUGGCUUUCGUAAACGCCCCGGCGAGCUUUUCAGUGUCAGCGCUUCACUCCUGUCGUUCUGUUCGUUCGUAUUAACACCAAAUUGUCAAGAUCCGCUUGCUAAUUUUUUUUUUCGCGCUUCUCAUAUUAUUUUUAAAAAUCCCCAAUAAUUUUUAGUAGUGAAAUUUAAUUUCGCAAGUGAUCAAAAAAAGCUUAAAGAUAUUUUUUAAAAAAUUAAUUUAAAAAAAAAGUAAUCAGUACAAAUUUAUGUGGUGAAAUGUUUUAAAUAAAUAAUGUAGUUAAUGACAGAAAUUAAUAUUAAAUAAAAUUUAAAAUAAUAAAUUUAAGACAAUAAAUAAACUAGUGCUCAGCGCCAAGAAAAACUUAUCCACGAUAAGAUUUUUCGCGCAAAAAAUGUCAUGGGAGGAAUUAUUUUGCUGAUGGAUUUAAAAUAAGAGAAGGAGGCCUGCGAUGGAUAAAAAUUGUGAUGUGAACAUGAAGAAAUUACUGCGACUCAGUACGCGAGAUGCGUUUUGGUAGAAAUUUAUUUGAAAAUAAGUUAUUUGAUGUUUGUGCUGACAAAAGUGAAGUCGGAUACAGAGGAGACAGUGAUUUGGCGAAGUUUGAUAAAAGUUUAUCGAAUGUUAUUUCAAAAUUUGAAUGUGGAAACCGCGUAAAGUUUAUAUUUAUAAAAAAAAAAAAUUCAGAUUUAUUGUGCGCGAGUACAAGCGGUCCAGGUCUGGUCCGCCGCCUUCACCUCCCUGGCGGUAUGGUCCUUUGGGCCGCUAUGCUUGUUCUUUACGGCGUAGGAUUUGUUGGUUCCAUGACAGGCGUGCCAGGCGUCCCGGAAAACGUAACAGUCAUGUUCCUCAGUCCGACAUCCGUCCGCGUAUCCUGGAGCACGAGCCAAGUAGAUCAGGUGGAAAAAUACGAUGUGACAUACAAACCAACAGAUGCAAGGAAUUUCACAAAUGACAGGAAUGAAACCAUCGAUGAUUAUGAUCAACGUAAGAUCUUUUCGUACAAUGAAACUUACAAUGAAACGUUCAUCUUAAGUUACAACGAACCGUACAACGAGACGUACGAUGAUGAUGAUGAUGAUAUUUAUGAUAAAAGUUACAGGAUGGUGCGGUUGGUCGCAGGAAACAGCGAUGCAGUUACUCUGAACGACCUUCAAGCUGACACGCAAUACCAGUUGGUGAUUACUGCGGUGAGGGCCGGAAAAAAGUACAGAAGUCGGCCUAUUGUCUUCCGCACCCUGGAGCCGCCACGUACAUCUCCACAGCAGGAUGCCAGUGUUACGGGAGGGCCUCCAAUACCUCCGCCACCAUCAUCGUCCAAUAAUCCCCAUCAAGCACACAUACAAGUACGUGGGGUCGAGGUAGGAAUAGUCGUGAUGGUACUGAUAGUUUGGGCCGGUGCGAUAGCGCUUUUUUUCAACCGGUGGGGUAAAAUACGCAUGUUGCUUCCUUAUCAGCCUGAUUACAAAGAGCAGCUAAAAGUUCCCGGUACAGGGGCGGUUUGCGCUCCUAGUAAUACGACUUGCACACAACAUUCUUCACAACACGCCUGUUCGCAGCAUCUGCACUGGUCGAACCAUCGUGUGGAUUCCCUGGACAGCGCGACCGGGGGUGGAGGUGCCGCAGGAGGUGGCAGCCAGGGUUGGCCCAGAUCCUCGAGACCUCGAGUUAACAGUGCAAUCGACGUUGCUGGAUUUUUAUCCCAGGAAUUUCUGCGCCGCCAUGGUUCAACUUCGCGAUUAUGUCGGAAAGUUCGCAGUGCAGAUAAUUUACCCCUGGUCACUGAGUCAUCAAAUCAUCAAGACAACGACAAUGAUGAUGACAAUGAUAACGAUAACGAUGACGAGGAAAGAUGUCAGAGAAAUUCAAUUCCGUCUCAGGAUGACGGGAACGAAACCGAUCGCGAAACAUUUUUGCCGUUGACGAUGACAACAACAAUAACAACAACAACCGAAACAAAUCAAGACGAACAAGACGACAAGACUGAUGAUUUUCAAUCAAAAAAAAUUAUUAAUUAUUCAGACACUCGGCUAUUGAGGGAAAAUACGCCGGGUGGUUCUGUCACUGAAUCAUUUUCUCAACCGCAGCAAAAUUCAUCCAGGGAAUUUAUUUCAUCAAGCACGAUAACAACAGCUAUACCUUCCCCGUCUUUAAUAGUAAGACGUUUUAGUGGUUGGCGAAUAAGCGGAAGUCACGAGUACGUUAGAUGUCCUAUCAGACAACCAUCUUCCAUUGACGACAGAUAUUACAGAAGAUCAUGUGAGCCAGACUUCCCUCGUUCAUCUCAAGCACAUCAUCACCACCAUCACCACCAUCAUCUCCCCUACAAGCCAUCAACAAGCAACGGGAACCCUGUCGUUUAUCACCCGUCAUCAGAUAGCGAUCAGUCUCGACAAACGUCUGUUUCAAGCGUCGAAAUCCAACACUUUGGUUUGCCAAUACUCAGUGUAAGUGAGCCCAGUCCACCAGAUGAGAAAAAUAAUCGGCUGGAUGAUUAUUUGUAGGAUUUGCUUGACGAGGACCACUCCCUGAAGGAGCUCCUCGUGUAAUAUCCACUUUUUUAUACUACCGAUACCUUAAUGUUGAUAAAAACAAACAUCAACAAAAAUCAUUACUGUAAUUUUAUUUUUAAAUUAUUCAACACUCGAUAGUUUUAUUACUUUAAUACGACUAAUGGCUCUAGGCUUUAAAUUUAAUAACCCACACUCUUAACAACAAAAAGUAAACGGUUAAAGUUUUCAUUACUAAGUAAUGCGUAAUUUCGUCUUUACACUUAAUACCAUAAAUUAUAAAUAAACUUGUAAACUUAUUAACUGUAACGUAAAAAAUAGGGUAAAAUAUUCAGAACAAUUAACGAUGUCAAUUUUAAAUAAAUAAUUAUCUAAUAAUAAUAAUAAAUGUAAAGUUAAUUUUUAAAAAAACAUUAAGGUAUCAAAUAAUAAAAGAUAUAUGAUCUCAUUUAAAAAUAUAAUAAUCAUCCGCGAACACGCGACAAUAUUAAAUAAAAUUUAUUUUUAAAUUUAAAAAUAUAAAUAUUUUAUAAAUGAAAACGAAU
Molecule: messenger RNA, 3061 nt
Organism: Microplitis mediator
Lineage: Eukaryota; Metazoa; Arthropoda; Insecta; Hymenoptera; Braconidae
Exons: 12
Coding region: 513-2510 (665 amino acids)
Molecular function (GO): protein binding
Source: RefSeq, a predicted model, not a curated record